UGUCAGUGUUUUCUUUAGCGCUGUUCGCGUUUUUGCUUUUUCACCAGGGAUUAGCUUAUCUCCUGGAUCGAGAAUGUGGGGGUCGUAUGGAAAUAAGCUUUAAAGUUUCUGGUGGUGAAGACGCCCAAUAUUACUUUACACCCUGGAUGGCCAGCAUAUACGAUAGUAAGAGGACUUUUAUUGGCGGCGGAACUUUAAUCCACAAACGAUUCAUUCUAACUGCUGCCCACGUCCUAUCUAAAAAUCCAAAAAUCGUGCGCUUGGGGGAAAAGGACAGAAGGUGCAUAAAUACGAAAUGCGAUAAGGUGACAGAGUAUUCGGUGGACAAGGUUAUAGCCUAUAAACCAGGAUCUGAUUUAUGGCACGGCAAUGAUAUAGCUCUUCUAAGACUGAACGCAAAUGUGGAGUACAAUGAAGACAGGCUGCCAAUUUGCAUUAUCGUGGAUGACGCGGUAAACUUCGCCAAUGUAAACAAAUUUAGGGCUUUCGGAUGGGGUAAAACAAAUGGAUCCGCAACGCAUAUGAGCGAUAUCCUCAAGACCAUCAACCUGGUCCGAAAAAACCCGAAUGAAUGCGAGCAAUCCAUGGGAUUUUUGGCAGGCGAUUCGCUGAUCUGCGCCGGAUCAGAAAAUGGCGACACUUGCCAAGGCGACUCCGGGGGUCCACUGGCGGUGGAAUAUAAUUACGAGGGAAAUACAAGCUACACUCAGAUUGGGAUCGUGAGCUUUGGUCCCAACAGUUGUAAUAGUAAUAGCUUAUAUACAAAUAUUUCAAUCUACAAUCACUGGAUAGCUGAAACGGUGCACGCUAACGAGGAGCAGCUCUUAUUUGAGAACUGCGGCAGCCAUUGGAGUGGUGGCAUUGCAGUGCGUCUAUGGGAGCUAUUCUUUCUUAAGCGCACUGUAGCCGGCACCUUAAUCACAGACCAAUUUGCCGUGACUGUUGCUAGUGCGCUCCAAACCAAAUUCACUAAUAUAAAAGCAAAGUCGAGAUAUUCUGAGUAUGAUGUUGUUGAGAUCAUUAAGCACCCUGAGUUCUCUAAUUCACCAAUAAUACAGAAUGAUAUAGCUUUGCUUAAACUAAAGAGAAAGAUACAAAUAUCAUAUCUUGUGAAGCCAAUCUGCCUUGCAGUGAACUCCUUUCCUCCAAAAACUUUUACUGCCCUUCUCUAUGCUUACGAUAGAAAAAAACUGGGUCUUCAAACCAAGCAUUUUAACACCAUCACAUGUUCCUCUACAGUUGAUUCCAAUCAAUUUUGUGUCGACAAACCUCAUGAUCUAGAAUACGAUUUACCGGGUUCGGCGUUAUUAACUUAUAAUGAGAUCAAGAACGUCAACAAUUAUCUUCUGAUUGGCAUUAUAAGCCAUUUUAGGGAUAGUGAGAUCGUAUUUACAGAUAUACGAAGCUACGCCGAGUGGAUAUCGAAAACGGUAAAAAUAUGAUCAUUAUUGUUACUAUAAUUCAAUUGAAAUAUAAAUAAUAAAUGUGCUGAAAUAAACGAGAAAACAAUGAACAACAAACCCAUUAUAAUUUAUUUUUUGGAAUUACCCAAAAGAAAUAUAGAAAUAUAUUUCCCUUAUCUCUAAAGCUUUGCAUGGCCAAUAGAUAGGUAUUUAUUACACGCGUCUUAAAAUAAAUUAAAAUUUGUGUAUGUAUUUGCAAUAAUUUUAAAUAUGAGUUCCUGAGAAUCGUUGUUUAAUAGAACUUCCAUUUAAAGAUUAUUUAUUUUAAUGUCCCUUACGUAAAACCGGACAAAAGAGUUGUCAAAAAAAUGUUAUUAUAUUAUUUCAUAAAUUCGACUAUAUUUCAAAAUUUAUGCAAUGCAAAGUAAAAACUACAUUUAAUAAUUCCAUGAUGACUAAUAUUUCAACGCUGUCGAUUAACUUAUCUACAAGUUCAAAAUAAUUAAAGCGGUUAAUAGUAUACGCUUAAAAAAAUAAAAUUCGUUCUCUUCUUUUGUAUAGUUUUUUUUUUACAUAUCGGAAAAACAAACUCCUAGGACUAAACAAUUUCAUUUUCAUAUCGCUUUGACGUUCUAU
This is a messenger RNA of Drosophila rhopaloa, 2039 nucleotides long. Its product is annotated as chymotrypsin-like protease CTRL-1. Gene Ontology annotation, molecular function: serine-type endopeptidase activity. The record is from RefSeq and is a predicted model, not a curated record. Lineage: Eukaryota; Metazoa; Arthropoda; Insecta; Diptera; Drosophilidae. The transcript has 7 exons. Gene Ontology annotation, biological process: proteolysis. Bases 87 to 1442 code for a protein of 451 amino acids.